AUGUGUUCAAUGGGGUUGAGGUCAGGACUCUAUGCAGGCCAGUCAAGUUCUUCCACACCGAUCUCUAGAAACCAUUUCUGUAUCGACCUCGCUUUGUGCAUUGGUGCAUUGUCAUGCUGAAACAGGAAAGGGUCUUUCCCAAACUGUUGCCACAAAUUUGGAAGCACAGAAUAGUUUAGAAUGUCAUUGUAUGCUGUAGCGUUAAGAUUCCCUUCAAUGGGGCAUAUCCACUAACCAUGAACUACUUCCCCAGACUAUUAUUCCUCCUCCACCAGCACUAUGCAUUGGGGCAGGGAAAACCCAGAUUCUUCCGUCGGACUGCCAGAUGGUGAAGCGUGACUCAUCAUUCCAGAGAACACGUUUCCACUGCUGCAGAGUCCAAUGGCGAGUCCAAGCCGAAGCUUGACAUUGCCCAUGGUGAUCUUAGGCUUGUGUGCAGCUGCUCGGCCAUGGAAACCCAUUUCAUGAAGCUCCCGACAACAGUUAUUGUGCUGACGUUGCUUCCAGAGGCAGUUUGGAACUCGGUAGUGAGUGUUGCAACCGACCGAGGACAGGCGAUCUUUUCACGCUACGUGCUUCAGUGAUCCCAUUCUUUGAGCUUGUGUGGCCUACCAGUUAGCGUCUGUGCCGUUGUUGCUCCACUUCACAAUAACAGCACUUACAGUUGAACGAGGCAGCUCUAGCAGGGCAGAAAUUUGACAAACUGACAUGUUGGAAAGUUGACAUCCUAUGACGGUGCCAUGCUAAAAGUCAUUGAGCUUCUCAGUAAGGCAAUUCUACUGCCAGUGUUUGUCUAUGGAGAUUGCAUGGCUGUGUGCUCAAUUUUGUACACCUGUCAGCAAGGGGUGUGGCUGAAAUAGCCGAAUCAACUAAUUUGAAGAGGUGUCCACAUACUUUUGUAUAUAGAGUAUAGUGUAUGUAACUGACUACACUUUAGUUUCCCACUGUUGUGGUAAAGUUCUCUCCCCAGCCAAGAGACAAAAUUUUAGUAACUAGUUUUAGUGGCGCUAUUCCUACACAGACAGUCAAGUGCCUCCUUUACUGUGUAAAGGGCUCAUAGUAAGUUUGAGGACGGUAAACCCAGGGAAUAGGCUAUUUCAGUUGUUAUAGUGACUACAUCUCUCUUCUGGGCACAUAAUUUACUGUUCCUCAAGGCAUAAACUGAUCUGUUCUGGUUGGCUUUACACACAACCAGCCAUACUGGUGGAUACAGACAGAACAACCUAAUGCUUAGACGUGUGUUAUAAAUACCUGUACUGUCGAAGGCAAUGCCCAGCUCAAAUUUGUACUGGUAUUUUAAGUGAACUCUCAUGAUUACAUUUUUUCAAAGAACGCUGCAUGUCAGCAGGUCAGUUGUGUGUAAUGUAUUGGUUGGACUUGGAAGGGUAAAAUACCAUAACACCGACACGUAUCACAUACUUAAUUUAAAAGGGCUAAUGUUUGAUAUUUUUUUCAUGAUGGAGAUGCCGAAGCAAGCAAUUCAUUUUAAAUGGGAACAUUUUGUAUAUUUCAUUGUACUUGCAAUGAGGCACCUUCAACAUCUUAAACAUAACUGCAGCUUCCGGAGUGAUGGGUCACACUUGACAUGAUGAGAAAAUAUGCAAUUUGUACAACAAGCAAUCAAUGAACUCUCUCUGUACAGGAACAUCUGACAUCCAGAUUAAAUUACUCUAAUCUAAAACGUGCAUGAUUCUAUAACCGUAAUCCCUAGGAAUUAAUGGGUUAAUUUAGGUGAUUCUGUUGGACUGGAUUGAGAGCUGUGGUUUGUUCAUCUCUAUCUGUCCUCCAUUGUUCUGUCUUCCUGUCUCUGUCUGAGUGUCUCUGUUCGUACAUACUGCAUGUCUGGGUGUGCUGUAUACAUAUCGGGUAAGACCCUCAGACAACGGGUUGUGGAUUCUGUGUGUGUGUGAAUAAUGUUUUUUCUCCGAUGGUCUGUAUGCCCACCCUCACUGUAGUAGUAUCACUGUAAACAAGGCAAAUAUUGAAGCCUGAAUUAUGUAUUGAACUAUAAAAAGUUUAAAAUAAAAUAUAUGUUUUAUUUAAAAAAGUUGUUUUCAUUCUAUUUGUACUUAUUCUGUCAUUUUAUCUAACAUCUCUCAUUAAUUUAGACAUUUAAGGAUUCCUUGGCUGCCAUCAGGCUGCCAUGGCCAAUGCACAAGUCUUAGUUCCGUCUCGUAUCGUUUCCGGUAGGACCAAUAAUAGAGUAGCAAACCAUUUCUGACAAACAUCCGUAGUGCAGACCUGUGAUCGCGUCGUAUCUUGGAGGUGUGAAUGAGGUCUCUGCUGAGUUUUAACAGACCUACCGGCUUUAGUUGGAUGACUUCUUUAAAACUUCGUCUUGCACGGUCAAAUUUUCUUCGCUCUGGUAUUGUCGUCGUGGUUAGAUACUUCUCGGCUGUUGUUAUGGACGACAUGGGUCUGGCGGUCAGUCGUUCACCGCUCGAGCGCCUCGAAUUUGACAAUGUCGCACUCAAGAAACUUCCACUGGAUACAUCAGAAGAACCUGGUCCGCGAAGGGUGACAGGAGCCUGUUUCUCUCGAGUAAAACCACAGCCCGUGGUCAAGCCCAGAUUUGUGGCCGUCUCAAAUGAUGCUUUAGCUUUGCUUGGGCUGAACGCCAUGGAGGUUCUGAACGACCCACUGGGUCCAGAGUACCUGAGCGGCUCCAAAGUAAUGCCAGGGUCCGAGCCUGCAGCGCACUGCUACUGCGGUCACCAGUUCGGGUCAUUCGCCGGACAGCUGGGGGACGGGGCGGCCUGCUAUCUUGGUGAACUAAAAACUCCAGCAAACCAGUGCCCCGAGCUUCUGCGAGAGAACCCCAGUGGCCGGUGGGAGAUUCAGGUCAAAGGAGCUGGACUGACGCCCUACUCCAGACAAGCGGAUGGGCGUAAGGUGCUGCGCUCCAGCAUCAGGGAGUUUCUCUGCAGCGAAGCAGUGUUUGCUCUCGGGGUGCCCACCACGAGGGCGGGGUCGCUGGUGACCUCUGACAGCAAGGUGGUACGGGAUGUGUAUUACAGUGGGAACCCCCGCAAAGAGAGGUGCUCUGUGGUCCUCCGCAUCGCACCCACCUUCAUCAGGUUUGGGUCCUUUGAGAUCUUCAAGGCGACUGAUGAGAACACAGGCCGCCAGGGCCCUAGCUACGGCCAUGAUGCGAUCAGAGGUCAGAUGAUAGAUUAUGUCAUAGAGACCUUCUACCCAGAGAUCCAGCAGAACCACACUGACAGAGUGGAGAGGAAUGUGGCAUUUUUCAGAGAGGUGAUGCUACGUACAGCUCGGCUGGUGGCCCAGUGGCAGUGUGUGGGUUUCUGCCAUGGAGUCCUCAACACAGACAACAUGAGCAUUCUGGGACUCACAAUAGACUAUGGCCCCUAUGGCUUCAUGGACAGGUUUGAUCCUGACUUCAUCUGCAAUGCCUCAGACAACUCAGGCCGCUAUUCCUAUCAGGCCCAACCGGCUAUCUGCCGCUGGAACCUGGCUCGCCUGGCUGAAGCCCUGGACCCAGAGCUGCCCCCAGGCCGGGCAGAGGCUGUUCUGGACGAGUACCUGCCCCUCUACAACACCUUCUACCUGGGCAACAUGAGGAAGAAGCUGGGCCUGCUGAGGAGGGAAGAACCGGAAGACGAGAUGCUCAUCACUGAGCUGCUGCAGACCAUGCAUAACACAGGAGCAGACUUCACCAACACAUUCCGCUGUCUGAGCCAGAUCCCCUGCCCCACUGAGGGAGAUGGGGAAGCAGAGGAAGGAGUCAUCAAAAUGGCCAAAGACCUCCUCCUGGAGCAGUGUGCCUCUCUGGAGGAGCUCAAGGCUGCCAACAAGCCCAGCAUGGACCCACGUGAGUUGGCCAUGCUGCUGCAGUUGGCCCAGAGCAACCCGUCCCUGUUCCAGAUGAUAUCAGACCGGAGGACGGUGGCCAUGCAGCUGGAGAAGCUGGGCAGGCUGAAGGAGCUGCUUGAGGCUGAUGAGUUAGAGGUCAAGGCCAAGCACAGGGAGGACUGGGCCACCUGGAUCACCUCAUACAGGCAACGUCUGGCUAGGGAGGUCGAGGGCCAAAAUGACAUCCAGGCACUGCAGGAGGAGAGAGUGAAGGUGAUGGAUGGCACCAACCCACGAUAUGUCCUCAGGAACUACAUUGCCCAGAAUGCAAUAGAGGCAGCCGAGAACGGAGACUUCAGUGAGGUCCAGCGUGUGUUGAAGGUUCUGGAAAAGCCUUUCUCUACCCAGCUUGGUCUGGAGCAGCUGAGCUGGCUGGGCCGGGGGGGGGUGGAGGGGCAGAGGAAUGAGGGUGGAGAGGAAGAAGAGGAGGAGGAGGGGGCACAGCAGGGGGCAGAAGCAGCAUCCUCCCGGAUGCAUGUUCCCUAUGACAGCAAGCCCCCGGUUUGGGCCAAUGAAAUCUGUGUCACCUGAUCUUCGUAGUCCCUUCCCUGACAGUCAACCCACCUAAAGUUACAAGCGAGUCACUCAGUAUUUUCUUCACCUCUGUUUACCUUUACCUCUCCACUCUCUCGCUUUACUUGGGUGGGUAAUGUCAAGGAAAGUACAUUUAUGAGUUAAGAUGCUACUAUGUCAAUCAGUCAGUCUAUAGAGGAGAGGAUGUGUUAAGAGUUUUAGCAAAUUUCAGAGUACAACCCCAGAAAUUUGAAAUCACACCUUUGAUCCAAGUGAUAAUUACAUUUAUGGAAAUAUCACGUCUUUAUUAGAUCUAUACUCUUAAUACAGAUACAGAUCCCGCUCUGUAGAUCUGCGUAGCCUAUUAGCUGUCUGGUUAUGAAUGACGGCCCAGACGUCCAGUCCUACAGUGACCCGUCUGAGUCUGAGACUAGGAGUAUCACCUCAAUAUACCAAAUAUCAUGUGUGUGUAAUGUGUCUGUAUGCGUGUGAAAAGGAAUGAUUGUAUAUGACGAUUUACAUAUCCUCUGAAUCGUACAGAAUGGUUCACGUAUGAGACUGACUGAGCCGCAAAUGACUUAGCGCACAAGUAUAACAUAAUUACCAACAUUUACACUACCGGUCAAAAGUUUUAGAACACCUACUCAUUCUCAUUUGCAUAUUAAAUCAUAAAAUAUAUGUAUAUUUCCCAUGGUUUUCUUGGUUGACAAUAGCAGUUUGGAAGCUUCCUGGAAAAUGUAGGCAAUACAUAGAAAGUUAUCAUGACCUACUACAAUAUUGUGGUGUUCUAUUUGUGCAAUGAAGCACUAAGUGGUCAGUAUUAUGGCUGCUAUGACAUAUAUACACUACCGGUAAAAAGUUUUAGAGCACCUUCUCAUUCAAGAGUUUUUAUUUUGACUUUUCUACAUUGUAGAAUAAUAGUGAAGACAUCAAAACUGAAAUAAAACAUAUGGAAUCAUGUAGUAACCAAAUAAUUGUUGAAUGAAUCAAAAUAUACUUUAUAUUUGAGAUUCUUCAAAUAGCCACCCUUUGCCUUGAUGACAGCUUUGCACACUUGGCAUUCUCUCAACCAGCUUCACCUGGAAUGCAUUUCCAACAGUCUUGAAGGAGUUCUCACAUGCUGAGCACUUGUUGGAUGCUUUUCCUUCACUGUGCAAUCUGACUCAUCCCAAACAUAUCAAUUUGGUUGAGGUCGGGGGAUUGUGGAGGCCAGGUCAUCUGACGCAGCACUCAAUCACUCUCCUUUUUGGUAAAAUAGUCCUUACACAGGCUGGAGGUGUGUUCGGUCAUUGUCCUGUUGAAAAACAAAUAAUAGUCCCACUAAGCCCAAAUGAGAUGGGAUGGCGUAUCGCUGUGGUAGGCAUGCUGGUUAAAUGUGCCUUGAGUUCUAAAUAAAUCACAGACAGUGUCACCAGUAAAGCACCUCCACGCCAUAACUCCUCCAUGCUUUACAUUGGGAAAUGCAUAUGUGGAGAUCAUCUGUUCAUUCACACCACAUCUCACAAAGACACAGCGGUUGGAACUUUGGACUCCAGACCAAAGGACAAAUUUGCACCAGUCUAAUGUCCAUUGCUCGAGUUUCUUGGCCCAAGCAAGUCUCUUCUUAUUGUUGUCCUUUUAGUAGUGGUUUCUUUGCAGCAAUUUGACCAUGAAGGCCUGAUCCACACAGUCUCUGAACAGUUGAUGUUGAGAUGUGUCUUUUACUUGAACUCUGUGAAGCAUUUAGUUGGGCUGCAAUUUCCGAGGCUGGUAACUCUAAUGAACUUAUCCUCUGCAGCAGAGGUAACUGGGUCUUCAAUUCCUGUGGCGGUCCUCAUGAGAGCCAGUUUCAUGAUAGAGCUUGAUGGUUUUUGCGACUGCACUUGAAAAAACUUUCGAAGUUCUUAACAUUUUCCGUAUUGACUGACCUUCAUUUCUUAAAGUAAUGAUGGACUGUCGUUUCUCUUUGCCUAUUUGAGCUGUUCUUGGGCUAUGUUCUGUAUACCCCCCUUGUCACAACAACUGAUUGGCUCAAACGCAUUAAAAAGGAAAGAAAUUCCACUAUUUAACUUUUAACAAGGCACACCUGUUAAUUGAAAUGCAUUCCAGGUGACUACCUCGAAGCUGGUUGAGAGAAUGCCAAGAGUGUGUAAAGCUGUCAUCAAGGCAAAGGGUGGCUAUUUGAAGAAUCUCAAAUAUAUUUUGAUUUGUUUAACACUUUUUUGGUUACUACAUGAUUUCAUAUGUGUUAUUUCAUAGUUUUGAUGUCUUCACUAUUAUUCUACAAUGUAGAAAAUAGUCAAAAUAAAGAAAAACCCUUGAAUGAGAAGGUGUUGUAAAACAUUUUACCACUUAGUGCUUCAUUGCACAAAUAGAACACCACAACAUUGUUGUAGGUCAUGAUAACAUGCCUACAUUUUCCAGGAAGCUUCAAAACAUUUGUGGAAUUUGCUUUUGUGGCUUGUUCCUUGGUCACUUGAAUUUCUUUAACUUUUGAUAUGUUAUGGCUCAAAGUUUAGCUGUUCAUAAUAUUGAAAAGCCAUUCCAUUAAAAUUAUAUUUUUGGAAUUUGGAAGGUUUUACUCUGAGGUAAAAAGGAAAACUGUGUGCACUACUCAAACGGCUUGUCUUCUCUUGGGCAGGGCUCAAGUCUGUUAAUAUUGAUCCGUUGGAGCUUUUCUCUCAAAAGAAAGGAAAAAAUAUUGAUUAUAAUAGAACAGACUGACCUAAAGUUAUAAUCCCUCACAAAAACCAAUGAGAUUCUUACAUUAUCGUUUUUAUUUCUUUGUUAUUAAAGUAGAUAUGAUAUUCAAUAUAUUCUCUUGAGAGCUUCCUCUAUAUGUGAAUUGUAGUCAGUAAACUUCAACAAAAAUCUA
Molecule: messenger RNA, 7240 nt
Organism: Salvelinus fontinalis (brook trout)
Lineage: Eukaryota; Metazoa; Chordata; Actinopteri; Salmoniformes; Salmonidae
Gene: selenoo1
Product: selenoprotein O1
Exons: 9
Source: RefSeq, a predicted model, not a curated record